Molecule: messenger RNA, 1083 nt
Organism: Penicillium concentricum
Lineage: Eukaryota; Fungi; Ascomycota; Eurotiomycetes; Eurotiales; Aspergillaceae
Product: glycosyltransferase family 32 protein
Exons: 2
Coding region: 1-1083 (360 amino acids)
Biological process (GO): protein N-linked glycosylation
Cellular component (GO): mannan polymerase complex
Molecular function (GO): alpha-1,6-mannosyltransferase activity
Source: RefSeq, a predicted model, not a curated record
AUGAUCACCCCGCGCAAGGUGCUGCUCGCCCUGUUCUGCGUGAUCACAUUUGUGCUCAUCCUCCGCUCGUUUCGAGAUCCUGAAGUUCCUGGGGCGCCUGGGUACCGACCGGUGAAGAAGAUAUCAGAAGAAGAGGAGGAAGCAAUAGCAAAUUCGGCACACAAAAUACCACCGCAAGGUCGAGCCCAAUUACCUCUCGGCGCAUCACCGACAGCACCGCUCCGUGAACGUCUCCGGUAUCAAUUCCCAUAUGAAAUCGAGAACAGAUUCCCCGCAUAUAUCUGGCAAACAUGGAAAUACAACCCUGGGUCGUUCUGGUUCGACGAAGAUCUCCGGGGCCCGGAGGCCAGCUGGACAGAGAUGCACCCGGGGUUCACGCAUGAAGUCAUACCCGACGAGACGCAGCAACAUUUGAUCAAGUAUCUAUAUGGAUCAAUUCCGGAAGUAUUCGAGGCAUAUGAUUCGCUGCCGCUCGCCGUCAUGAAGGCGGAUUUCUUCCGAUACUUGGUUCUUCUAGCGCGCGGAGGAGUGUACAGCGAUAUCGACACUUCGGCACUCAAACCCGCGCACACGUGGCUCCCCGAGGAACUUGAUCGAUCGACUAUUGGCUUCAUUGUUGGCAUCGAGGCUGACCCUGACCGCGAUGACUGGCAUGACUGGUAUACGCGCCGAAUUCAGUUCUGCCAGUGGACCUUUGUGUCGAAACCCGGACACCCAAUUCUUCGUGAUAUGGUGGCUUAUAUCACCGAGCAGGCUCUGCGAAUGAAAAAGGCAGGCAUUCUCAAGGUUGGCAAGAUGGAUAAGACUAUUAUGGAGUUCACGGGGCCUGGAGCCUGGACAGAUUCUAUCUUCCGCUACUUCAACAACCCGGCAUAUUUCAAUAUCCAGCCUGGUGAUAAGAACAUUACCUAUGAAGACUUCAGCCACCAGACCACACACCGCAAGGUUGGAGAUGUGGUUGUUUUGCCCAUUACCAGCUUCAGCCCCGGUGUGGGGCAGAUGGGUGCAGGGGAUACUGAUGAUCCCAUGGCUUUUGUGAAACACAAUUUCGGAGGCACAUGGAAGACAGACCCGUCCUUAUGA